GAUGUUCAGUUUGCACACAAAUAUAAGUGCACAACAUGUGCACAGCUCUCUGACUUCAAUUUAUGAAAACUAGGCCCAUAAUAUAGCAAGACUAUUUAUUAUUGGUAAUUUUAGAAUGGAGGCAGUACACACACGUGUGCAUGUGCGUGCGUGUGCGUGCGUGCGUGCGCGCACACACACACACACACACUGGCUAAACUGCUUGGAACAUAUUUCUGGACUGUCUCUGUUUUUCCUAGUGUGCUUAUCUGCAUUCUGUUCCAUUAAAGGACUGGCUAGGGAUCUUAUUUUGCUUAUUGUAGCUAUAACGGGGCACAAGCUAAAUUCAAAACAAAGCAGCAUGGACAAAGACCUAUAUUUGGAGAUCAGACUGUCUCCAUUAACCCAUUGAAAAGCCUAAGAUCAAAUUUACAUAUUUACAAUUUAAAAGAGAAUGUGGUAUUUUUCACUUUAUACAUACAUCUUCAGGAAGCAGAUAGUAGUGUAUUUGUCCCUUACAGGCUUUUUAGGUAGAAAUACUUCUCCAUUACUCUUCCUCCCUGAUUUAUUUUUUUCUCUCUUUACUAAGUCUCCACAUUUGUAUCAUCUUUAAUUUUCCCUUGAGUUCUUUGAUACUGCCUUGUAGUUUUCCACUCACUGACUUCUUGUUUUCACAAGAGGAAGAAUUUCACAAGGUCAUUGUACAGAUUCCAUUCCUUGGUACUGUGGAUCAAUUCCACCCUUCCCUGGCUUGUGUACCCUCUCCCUUUGGUAAGGAUAUGGGGAAGGAGUUUGUGGGAGUUAAUGCACCAAUCUUUGGCUAAUCAAAGUGCAGAGAGAGUGAUCAUCAGUUUCUUAGCCUACUGCCUGACUGUAUGUCUAGGAAAAAAUGUUGACAAUGCUAAUAUAAUAAAGGGCUUAGUCAGACAGUCUGUCUGUCCAUAACACACUUGGAGCACUCUAAUCAGUUACUGAAACAACUAAUUAGAGUGCUCCAAGAACGUCAUGGACAGGCGGCGGUGUGGCGGAGCACUGCCAUGACUGCAGGACAGAAGGGGCGGAAUGGCGGGAGCAAGGCCAGCGCCUCUGGUCUCACCCCCCCUCCUGACCCUGAUCCCUGAAGGUGGUGGAGCACUGGCAGGGAUGGAGUCAGGGGCAAGGCGCUCACCCGCUUCCCCUGGUCCUACUUCCUGGAGGUGGCAGCAGAGCGUUGCCAUGACAGAUGGGACGGAGCGGAGAGAGUGGGCGGGGCGAGGUGCUAACCUCACCCCCACCUAUAGACUUGCUCCCCGGAGACAUUGGAAUGCCACUGUGACUGCAGGGAUGGAGGGGAGUUGGCUGCUUCUUGGAGGUGGCGGCAGCAUAGGCUACCAGCAGAGGGGGAUGGUGGGGCAAGCUUCCCCCUCCCCUCCCCCGCUCUUGGGAAGCGGUGGUGGCACGGGGGUGUGGGGGUUAGGGUUACAGUUAGGGUUAGUAAGCUUACCCCCAUCCCCUCCUGCUCCAAAUCCCUCCCCCAGCCGCCCAUCUUUCUUGAUGGGCAAUUUGCUAGUCCAUUAAGUAAAGGCAGAGUUAUAAUUGAGAGGCUGGAAUGCAAGACAACUGAAUGAAAAGCCUUCACCUCCAGCAAAAGCCAAAAGAUAGGAAGGUUAGCAUAAUCCUGAAGGGAAACUUUACCAUAUUUACCAGCAGUAGUGAUCUGGAAACUUGUCUGCAACCCAGUUUUCACAUAGGCUAGGGACAGACAUUACACACAAACUGGUUUCAGUGUUCAGAAACUGGUUUUAAGCUGUAACAGAACAGAUGUUCAGUGCACAUAAACCAGUCUGAAAAUGCCUGAAACUGGUUUGUGAUAAACCUGGUUGAAUGUAGUAUCAGACUUAACUGAUUUGGGUCAAACCAGUUUAUGCAAUGUCUGUCCCAGACCCCUUGCUGGUUUAAGUUAAAUCAGAGUCCUCCAGCAUUCCAGAUGCUUUGCAACCCUUGGCAGGGCUCUGCUCUCUAUUCCAGCCUGGCAGCACUGGCCCCACCCCUCUGCUCCCUGGCUGCAGCUCUGACAGAGACUGCAGGUACAUUGGGAUCUGCCUGGCUUCCUCCUGCUCCCGCCGUCCCCCUCACCACUCCCUGUUCAAGCAGGAGUUCCUCCCUUCGCCUCUGCCUUACACAGACACCUCUCAGCAUUAGCUAGCAUACCACAUGCUGGCUACGGUACGUGCUGUGGGAGGCAGGACAAAGGCAGACAGAACAGUGUCCGCUUAGGUCUUUUUUAAGCUAAUCAACAGGUAGCUGGUAAUGUCCCUUCAUUCCUUGCUUGGAAAAAGUUGUUUAAUAAGAGGUUGAACUAAUGAGAGAGGCUUUGUUUUUGUCUGAUGGGCUGAUAACUCCCUGUGUAACUCCCUGCUGUGUAACUAAGUGCUCAAUAGACAGUGGCAGGGAACCCCUCCCUAAUCAGAGCAUCCUGCUGGGGCCUGGCCAUGCCCUCCUCAGCUCAGCAUUGUGGAAGGGAAGGGAUGGCUGUUGUAGCACCCCCGUUGUCCCCACCUUCGGCUUUUAGCCUGAGCCACUGCAGGCAUGUGUCUGCAUUUUUAGAAUGAAAAGGGAAUGUCUAUCCACCUCAGAAUUGGCUCAAGCUUUGCAGGUUAGACUAACCUCCAAAGAUUGAAUCAAUUCUGGCUCAGGCUUUUUGAAUGUCUGUCCCUAGCCAUGCAGAUCUACCAAAACAAAAAGAACAACAUAAGUAAAGUUCAUCUUACAGCAUUCAGAGCCACACAUACCAGAUCUAGUUACUUGCUUUUGUAUGUGCCAAUGAAAGAAGAGCGCCCUAAUUAUCUCAGUGUACUUUGAAGUUUAAAUAUAGACUUUUCUUUUUUUAGAAAAUAUAGACUUCUCUGUUACAGAAACGUGAAUGCUCUGGUGCUUGGAUUAUGGAAAUUAUUGCAAGUAACACAUUCUGCUGCAAGUACAAUUUAGUUUGUGAUCUGUUCUAUCUGUUUUUGGGAAGAUGUAUUUUAGUAUCUUGUUUUAUUAUGGUUUUAGAUGGAGCUUUCAAACAGAUCAACAGCACCUACUGAAAAAGAGAGUUGGAGCGUGCGGUUGCCACCGAUCGUCUUUCCUACAGCAAUCACAGCUGAUGUCUCACCAACACACAAUAAGCUAUUGAAACACCGAAGAUUCAAGGAACAGCAAAAGAUGCUUCAUCAGAUAGUAAUGGAUCGAGCUUUAAAAGACUAUCAAGCAACCACGGAAGAACUAUAUCAGAGAGUUCCUACACCUCCAGAGCCAGAAUUGCCUUCCACUAUGAAUAGUGAACAAAAAAAGCGAAGAAUCAACUAUCUCUUUAUGAAGGAGUGUGUGGCCAGUAACCCAGUAGUUCCUAUUCAACAGCAGUGGCUUAUGUCCAUGCUCAAAUGUGUUCCUGAGUCCCUCAGAGAAGGCAAGGACAGAAAGUUACUGGUUGAAGAGCUUUUUGGUGAGGUAACAAGGGAUUUUGAAAUGAGCAUGAAGAGAUGUGUAGUGCGAAGUGUUCUUAUAAAACCUAAUGUAAAAGGACUUGAAGAUGAAAAGGAGGAACCUUUACCUGUAUCACCACUAGGCCUGGAUUUUUCUAGACCAUGGCAUGAGAGUUUUAUACAAGCAAAAAAUCAAAUAAUUUCAAACUUACACAUUCUUCAUCCUACCCUGAAAAUUUUACUGGAUAUUGGUUACACAACAUUUUCCAAAAUACUUGUAGUGGAUUUGUCAAGUUUCAGGUUGAAAGGUCCAGUUGAAUGUGAAUCACUGAAGAAUGAUGUAUCUUUAAGCUGCUCAAAAACAGAAGAAAAGUUACUGAGCACAUGGUAUCCAAGAGUUAUCAAUCUCUUUACCAGAAAGGAAGCAUUAAAGGGUGUCAAGUCAGACAAAGCUGACUCUUUUUAUAAUUGUGUGGCUACACUUAUGUCUAAUCAGCUGAAAGAGCUGUUGAGAAGAACUGUUGAAGCUUAUGUGAAGCUCUUUGAUCCUGAGGACAAAAGAAGCCUACUGCUAUUUAAAAUGGAAUUGACUUUUGAUGAUGAGAAAAUGGAGUUUUAUCCAAGCUUUCAAGAUCUGGAAGACACCAUUCUGUUUAUAGUGACUCGGAUAGGGCAGACUCUUCAGCAUGUUCAAACCGUACAUUCUUGGCUAGCAGGAGGGGCCACAGCUACAACCCUGGACACUGAACUUGCUGAUCAUGUAAUAGCUUGGGCCUCAUCUACACUGAAAAAAGCAAUCCAGGACAACUUGGAAGGUCCAAAAGAAUAUUUUGAAAGCUAUGUUGAAAGGUAUGGCUGGCUUGUAGAUGGAACUGCACAAGUGCGAAUAGAUACCUUUGAAGCAGAGAAGCACAGUUUUGAUGAAUAUACUAUUUUCAUAGAUGAAUUCCUCAGUCUGGCUAAGGAAAUUAUGAGUUUACCCCAGCUGGCUCAUUUUCCUAUGAUGCGCUUGGACUGUGAUGAUUUGAAGCAAGGUUUGGCUGAUAAAGCAAAAAGCUUUGCAAACAUGCUGCUGGAAAGGAUAGUUGCUAAUCACAGAGAAGAAAAUGAAAAGAUAUGCCAGGAAUUUGAAACAAUUAAAGAUCAUGCUUUAAAAGUUCCUGAGACAACAGAAGAAAUGAUGGAAACAAUAACUUAUGUAGAAAAAGCAAAAACCACAGGUAUUCAAGAGCUGAUUGUAAGGAUCAAGGAAUGCCAUCAGCGAAUGAAUUACCUUUUAGAUGUUUUUAUCUUUACUCCUGAAGAUCUGAUGCUGAAUGCAACAGUCCUUCUGUGGCCUCAGAAGAUUAAUCCCAUUUUUGAUGAAAACGAUGAUCUUAUUGAACAAUCUAAACGUAAAGGUGAAAGUGAACUACUGGCCAAACGUGAGAGGCUUAUGUUGGAAGUAGAAAAACAGACACGCAUUAUGGAAGAAUUUGAAGAAUAUGCUGAAUUGGAUCGCAUGCAACAGUAUGUGACUGACAUGAGGGCAUUACAGAAACGCAUACAAGAAGCUGAUGAAGCGGUUGCUUUUAUUAAUAAGGAAGAGAGACUUUUCAAGUGGGAGCUGACUGAGUAUCCAGUCCUUGAGAACUUAAAAGUUAAUAUUGAGCCAUAUCAGAAACUGUUUGGUCUUAUACUGAAAUGGCAACGAACAGAAAAACGAUGGAUGGAUGGUGCUUUCUUAGAUCUAAAUGGAGAAAUCAUGGAGUCUGAGAUAGAUGAGGUUUUUCGAGAGCUAUACAAAAUGUCCAAGGUCUUUCAACAAAAACAGAAGAAAGCAGAGCAAGAAAAGAGGAAGACAACGCAGCGCAGAACCUUAGUAGAAGAGAAGAUAGAAGAAGAAAAAAAGGCAAAUCCAACUAUUAAAAUGUGUUCUGCUGUACUGGAGCAGAUCAAAGACUUUAAGGAAUAUAUCCCUACAGUGACUAUCCUUUGUAACCCUGGCAUAAGGACUCGCCACUGGCAGCAGAUGUCAGAUAUAAUAGGAUAUGAUUUAACUCCAGACUCUGGAACUACCCUGAGAAAAGUUUUAAAGCAGAACCUUGGCCCUUAUCUGGAACAAUUUGAAACCAUAAGUAUAGGUGCAAGUAAGGAAUUUUCCUUAGAGAAGGCAAUGCAUACUAUGAUGGAAACCUGGGAUUCAGUGUCCUUCAAUACAAGCAUUUAUCGUGAGACUGGAGUUCGUAUUCUGUCUUCAGUAGAUGAAAUUCAGACUAUUCUAGAUGAUCAGAUUGUAAAAACUCAAACAAUGAGAGGAUCACCUUUCAUUAAACCAUUUGAAAAAGAAAUCAAGGAAUGGGAAGAUCAUCUGAUUCGAGUUCAGGAGAUUAUCGAUGAAUGGCUGAAAGUGCAAGCUCAGUGGCUUUACUUGGAACCCAUCUUUUCUUCAGAGGACAUCAUGCAACAGAUGCCAGAGGAGGGACGUCUCUUCCAGACUGUAGACAGAUAUUGGAGAGACAUUAUGAAAUAUUGUACCAAAGACCCUAAAGUUCUUUCUGCCACUUCAUUGACAGGUUUAUUAGAGAAGCUUCAGAACUGUAAUGAGCUUCUGGACAAAAUCAUGAAAGGACUUAAUGCUUAUCUUGAGAAAAAGCGUCUCUUCUUUCCUCGAUUUUUCUUCUUAUCCAAUGAUGAAAUGUUGGAGAUUUUGUCAGAAACUAAAGAUCCUCUUAGAGUUCAGCCUCACUUGAAAAAAUGUUUCGAGGGCAUUGCUAAACUGCAUUUCCUUCCUAAUCUGGAUAUUAAGGCAAUGUUCAGCUCUGAAGGGGAACGAGUUGAACUGAUUUCAACCAUUUCUACUUCUGAAGCUCGAGGUGCAGUGGAGAAGUGGCUGGUCCAAGUUGAAGAUAUUAUGCUAAGGAGUAUACAUGAUGUUAUAACUAAUGCAAGAGAGGCAUAUCCAGAGACUGAGAGAAAAAAAUGGGUUCUGGAGUGGCCCGGACAGGUGGUUCUGUGCGUAUCUCAAAUGUUCUGGACAAGUGAGGUACAUGAAGCCAUUUGCAGUGGGCCAGAGGGUUUACUUGAUUAUUAUGACACACUUCAACUUCAGCUUAAUGAUAUUGUGGAUUUGGUAAGAGGAAAAUUAUCUAAGCAAACACGAACUACACUAGGUGCUUUGGUGACUAUUGAUGUGCAUGCUAGAGAUGUCGUCAUGGAAAUGAUUAAAAGUGGUGUGGAAAAUGAAACAGACUUUCAGUGGCUCGCUCAACUGCGAUAUUAUUGGGAAUAUGAGAAUGUUCGUGUCCGCAUCAUUAAUUGCAAUGUAAAAUAUGCCUAUGAAUACCUUGGAAACUCACCUCGACUUGUCAUUACUCCACUUACGGAUAGGUGUUACCGCACAUUGAUUGGAGCUUUUUAUCUAAACCUUGGUGGUGCCCCAGAGGGCCCAGCAGGAACAGGCAAAACUGAGACCACCAAAGACUUGGCUAAGGCUCUUGCUGUGCAAUGUGUUGUCUUCAACUGUUCUGAUGGCCUUGAUUAUCUGGCAAUGGGGAAGUUUUUUAAGGGUUUGGCUUCUUCAGGUGCUUGGGCUUGUUUUGAUGAGUUCAAUCGCAUUGAGCUAGAAGUACUGUCUGUGGUGGCUCAGCAGAUUCUUUGCAUUCAGAGAGCCAUACAGAUGAAGGUGGAAACAUUUAAUUUUGAAGGGACUGAACUGAAGCUCAAUCCCAACUGUUUUGUAGCUAUUACCAUGAAUCCAGGUUAUGCAGGACGGUCUGAGCUGCCAGACAACCUCAAGGUUCUUUUCCGAACAGUAGCCAUGAUGGUUCCUAACUAUGCCCUGAUAGCAGAAAUCUCUCUCUACUCAUAUGGAUUUCUGAAUGCUAAGCCAUUAUCAGUAAAGAUAGUCAUGACCUACAGGCUUUGUUCAGAACAGCUUUCCUCUCAGUUUCAUUAUGACUAUGGCAUGCGAGCAGUUAAAGCUGUAUUAGUGGCUGCUGGUAAUCUAAAGCUGAAAUUCCCAAAGGAGAAUGAAGAUAUCCUGCUUCUUCGAUCAAUCAAAGAUGUGAAUGAGCCAAAAUUUUUGUCACACGAUAUACCUCUGUUCAUGGGAAUAACUAGUGAUUUAUUCCCUGGUGUUAAACUGCCUGAAGCAGAUUACAAUGAUUUUCUGGAAUGUGCCAAUGAAUGCUGUAUAAAGCAUAAUGUUCAGCCUGUUAAAGUUUUUAUGGAGAAAGUUAUACAGACUUAUGAAAUGAUGAUUGUCAGACAUGGUUUUAUGCUUGUAGGAGAGUCUUUCUCUGGGAAGACCAAAGUUCUGCAUGUGUUGGCAGAUACACUCUCUCUUAUGAAUGAACGUGGAUAUGGCGAAGAAGAAAAAGUAAUUUUUAGAACUGUGAAUCCAAAAUCUAUCACCAUGGGUCAACUUUUUGGACAGUUUGAUCUUGUGUCUCAUGAGUGGACAGAUGGAAUUGUUGCUAACACUUUCCGGGAAUUUGCUUUAGCUGAGACACUUGAACGCAAAUGGGUUAUUUUUGAUGGCCCUAUUGAUACUCUAUGGAUUGAGAGUAUGAACACAGUGCUGGAUGACAAUAAAAAGCUUUGUUUGAUGAGUGGGGAAAUCAUCCAAAUGUCUCCUCAGAUGAGUCUCAUCUUUGAAACAAUGGACCUGUCUCAGGCUUCACCAGCUACAGUCAGUCGUUGUGGUAUGAUUUAUUUGGAGCCUUCACAGCUAGGCUGGAUGCCACUGGUAACUUCUUGGUUGAGCAAACUGCCAGAACCCCUGAAUGAAAAGGAAUAUCAAGUUCUUUUGCUUGGGCUUUUUAACUGGUUAGUUCCAGCAGCCUUAAGAGUUCAUCAAAAACAGUGCAAGGAGCUGGUUCCCACAAGCAACAGCAACACUGUUGUGUCUUUAACUCGACUUUUUGAAAUGUUGCUAUGUAAAACUCUCCAAGAGGAUCCUACAAACAAAAACAUCCGCUCAUGGAUUAUGGCUUGCUUUGCUUUCUCUUUGAUUUGGUCCAUUGGUGGAAGUUGUGACAGUGAUAGUCGAGUUAUUUUUGAUGCUUUCCUGAGGGAAAUUGUAGCAGGGAAGUCUGAAUCCAGUCCAGUACCACCAGUUGUGGGUAAAUGGGACUGUCCCUUUGAUGAUAAAGGCUUGGUCUAUGACUACAUGUAUGAGUUGAAAGGUAGAGGACGCUGGGUACAUUGGAAUGAAUCCAUUAAAAGCAUUAAAUAUGGUGAUAACAAAAGUGUUAAGAUUCAAGAUAUCAUCGUUCCAACAAUAGAUACAGUCAGAUAUACCUAUUUAAUGGACUUAUGCAUCACCUAUGGAAAACCAUUGCUUUUAGUGGGACCAACAGGUACUGGGAAAUCUGUCUAUGUAAAGGACAAGCUAAUGAAUAAUUUGGAAAAGGAGUGCUACUUUCCAUUCUUCAUUAAUUUUUCAGCACGGACCAGUGCCAAUCAAACCCAGAAUAUUAUAAUGGCCAGGCUAGACAAAAGACGUAAAGGAGUAUUUGGCCCUCCUAUGGGAAAGAAGUGUGUCAUCUUUGUGGAUGAUAUGAAUAUGCCUGCUUUGGAGAAAUAUGGAGCUCAGCCUCCUAUUGAACUUUUAAGACAGUUUUUUGAUCAUGGAAUUUGGUAUGAUUUAAAGGAUACUUCUAAAAUUACACUGGUUGAUGUGCAGCUGAUAGCUGCUAUGGGACCUCCAGGUGGUGGAAGGAAUCCUGUUACAUCUCGGUUUCUGCGACACUUCAACAUUUGCACCAUUAAUUCCUUUAGCGAUGAAACUAUGGUCCGUAUCUUCUCUACCAUAGUAGCCUUCUACCUCCGAAAUAAUGAAUUCGCCCCUGAAUUCUUCACAAUUGGAAACCAGAUUGUCAGUGGUACUUUAGAGGUGUAUAAGAAAGCCAUGAAAAACCUCCUGCCCACACCAGCCAAAUCCCAUUAUACAUUCAAUCUGCGUGACUUUUCACGUGUUAUCCAAGGCUGCUUGCUCAUUAAGAAAGAAUCAGUUGAAAAAAAGCAAACAAUGAUUCGUCUCUUUGUUCAUGAAGUAUUUCGAGUAUUUUAUGACCGCCUCGUUGAUGAUGCUGAUAGAGCCUGGUUGUUCAGAUUGGUGAAAGAUAUAGUGAAAGAGCAUUUCAAAGAAGGAUUUGACCAAGUUUUUGCACAUCUUAAACAAGGGAGUGCAGCUGUGACUGAGGAAGAUACUAGGAGUUUAGUAUUUGGUGACUAUAUGACCCCUGACCUUGAAGGAGAUGAAAGACUUUAUAUUGAAAUUCCAAGUGUUCAACAGUUCAGUGAUGUUGUGGAGCAGUGUUUAGAUGAAUAUAACCAAACCCACAAGACAAGAAUGAACCUUGUAAUUUUCAGGUACGUGUUGGAACAUUUGUCUCGGAUAAGCCGUAUUUUGAAGCAGUCAGGUGGAAAUGCCUUACUUGUUGGAAUGGGAGGAAGUGGACGUCAGUCCUUGACUCGUCUGGCUACAUUCAUGGCAAAAAUGUGUGUUUUUCAGCCAGAGAUCUCUAAGAGUUAUGGUUUGAAUGAGUGGAGGGAUGAUCUGAAGAACCUGUUGAAGAAUGCAGGUGUGAAGGGCUUGAAAACUGUUUUUAUAAUCACAGACACGCAGAUUAAAGAAGAAGCUUUUUUGGAAGAUAUUGACAGUGUGCUCAAUACUGGGGAAGUACCCAACCUUUUUGCACCAGAUGAAAAACAAGAGAUUAUGGAGGGUGUUCGUGUAGUAGCUCAAGCUGGCAGUAAACAUGAAGAACUCAGUCCUUUGGCCUUGUUUGCUUUCUUUGUGAACCGCUGCAAAGAAAAUCUCCAUGUAGUAGUUGCAUUCAGCCCAAUUGGAGAUGCUUUCCGCAAUCGUCUAAGACAGUUCCCAUCCCUCAUCAACUGUUGUACUAUUGACUGGUUCCAGCCCUGGCCUGAAGAAGCCCUUGAACGUGUGGCUAAUAAGUUCUUAGAAACACUUCAGCUCACAGACAAUGAACGUCAAGAAGUUGUACCCAUCUGUAAACACUUCCAUACUUCUGUUUUGUCACUCUCUUCAAAAUUCUUGCAAGACUUAGGACGACAUAAUUAUGUCACUCCUACAUCUUACCUUGAACUUAUUGCUGCCUUCCGACAACUUCUGACUCAGAAACGUGACACUGUGAUGAAAGCAAAAAAAGGAUAUAUAAAUGGACUAGAUAAACUAGCUUUUGCUGAAUCGCAGGUUGGAGAAAUGAAGCAAGAAUUGGUUGAUUUGAAGCCUAAACUGGAGCAAGCUAAACUGGAUAAUGCAAAUAUGAUGAAGAUUAUAGAGAAGGAGUCUGCAGAAGUGGAAGCAAAAAGGAAAACUGUGAAAAUAGACGAAGAGAUUGCAACAGAGAAAGCAGCAGAAGCCCAGGAAUUGAAAAAUGAAUGUGAGAGUGACCUGGCAGAAGCAAUUCCAGCCCUUGAAGCAGCACUUGCUGCACUUGACACUCUGAAGCCUUCUGACAUAACAAUUGUGAAAUCAAUGAAAAAUCCUCCAUCUGGUGUCAAACUAGUGAUGGCUGCUGUCUGUGUCAUGAAAGAUAUAAAACCUGAAAAAAUUGCAGAUCCUACAGGGACCGGAGGCAAGGUCUUUGAUUACUGGGGGCCUAGCAAGAAACUUCUGGGUGACAUGAAUUUCUUGAAGGAUCUGAAAGAAUAUGACAAAGAUAAUAUUCCAGUGGCUGUCAUGCAGAAGAUUCGUUCUGACUAUCUGACUAAUCCUGAGUUUGAUCCCCCUAAGGUGGCUAAAGCAUCUUCAGCAGCUGAGGGUUUGUGUAAAUGGAUUAUGGCAAUGGAAGUCUAUGACAGAAUUGCAAAGGUGGUUGCUCCUAAGAAAGCCCGUUUAGGAGAAGCGCAGCAGUCUUUAGCAGAGACUUUGGCACUAUUAAAUCAGAAGAGAGAUGAGCUUACAUCAGUGGAAAAUCGUUUGGCAGCUUUGCAACAAACCUUUGAGGAAAAAACUGAAGAAAAGGCUCGUCUAGAAUUCCAGGUGGAUCUGUGCGCUAAGAAACUAGAAAGAGCAGAAAAGUUGAUUGGAGGCCUUGGUGGAGAAAAAUCAAGAUGGUGUAAUGCUGCAAAAGAUCUUCAAAAUACCUAUGAUAAUUUGACAGGAGAUGUUCUGGUAUCAGCUGGAGUAAUAGCUUAUCUGGGUGCUUUCACUGCUGGUUUCCGACAAGAGUGUACAAAAGAUUGGAGCAAGUUGUGCAAGGAGAAAAACAUCCCUUGUUCUGAGAAUUUCUCUUUGAGUAAAACCCUUGGUGACCCAAUAAAAAUCCGAGCCUGGAAUAUUGCUGGAUUGCCAACAGACAUGUUUUCUAUAGAUAACGGUGUGAUUGUUGAUAACUCCAGACGCUGGCCGUUAAUGAUUGAUCCACAGGGUCAAGCAAAUAAAUGGAUAAAGAACUUUGAGAAAGAAAACCAGCUGAGUGUUAUUAAGCUCACAGAUACAGACUACAUGAGAACUUUGGAGAACUGCAUUCAGUUUGGAACUCCGCUUCUGCUAGAAAAUGUUGGAGAAGAACUAGAUCCAUCACUCGAACCCCUGCUGCUUAGACAAACUUUUAAACAAGGGGGAAUGGAUUGUAUCAGGCUUGGUGAGGCAAUUAUUGAGUAUUCCAGUGAUUUCAGAUUCUUUAUUACUACAAAACUAAGAAAUCCACAUUAUUUGCCUGAACUAGCUACAAAAGUUUCUUUACUCAACUUUAUGAUAACUCCAGAGGGACUUGAAGACCAGUUGCUAGGUAUUGUUGUUGCAAAGGAAAGACCAGAAUUAGAAGAGGAGAGGAAUGCUCUCAUCCUUCAGUCUGCGGCCAAUAAUAAACAGCUAAAAGAAAUUGAGAAGAAAAUUUUAGAGACUUUACAAGUAUCGGAAGGGAAUAUACUGGAAGAUGAGACUGCAAUUAUGGUCUUAGACUCUGCUAAAAUAAUGUCUAAUGAAAUCACUAAGAAGCAACAAGUUGCAGAGAAAACAGAAAUUAAAUUAGCAGAAUCUCGAGAAGGCUAUAGACCCAUUGCAAAGCAUUCAUCAGUGCUCUUCUUCAGUAUUGCAGACCUGGCUAACAUUGAUCCCAUGUACCAGUACUCUCUCAGUUGGUUUGUUAACCUCUUUAUCAACUCAAUUCAUGACAGUAAUAAAUCUAAAAUUUUGGAGAAGCGCCUUCGUUACUUGAAUGAUCACUUCACAUACAACUUGUAUUGUAAUGUGUGUCGCUCUUUGUUUGAGAAGGACAAGCUGCUGUUUUCCUUUUUACUAUGCUGUAACCUUCUCAUGGCUAAGAAAGACAUAGAACUUCAAGAAUUUAUGUUCUUAUUAACUGGAGGAGUAGGUCUCAAGAACAAAUACAAGAACCCAGAUCCAUCGUGGCUACCAGAUAAGAGCUGGGAUGAAUUGUGUCGUGCAAGUGAAAUUCCAGCUUUUAGAGGACUAAGGAAUCAUGUUACUGAAAACAUAAGUGAAUGGCGAAAAAUCUACGAUGAUAAAGAUCCACAAAACCUUCCUUUACCAAAACCAAUGAAUACGAUGUUGAAUGAGCUACAAAAGAUGAUCAUUAUUCGGUGCCUCAGACCAGACAAGAUUAGUCUGGCCAUAACAAUCUUUGUAACGGAUAAACUGGGGAAGAAGUUUGUAGAGCCACCACCAUUUGAUCUAACAAAAAGUUACUUGGAUUCAAACUCAACAAUCCCACUAAUAUUUGUGCUAUCUCCAGGAGCAGAUCCUAUGUCCAGUCUUCUGAAAUUUGCAAAUGAUAAAAGCAUGGUUGGAAAUAAGUUUCAAGCCAUCUCACUGGGACAAGGACAAGGACCUAUUGCUGCAAAAAUGAUUAAAGAAGGAAUGGAAGAAGGGACCUGGGUUUGCUUGCAGAAUUGUCAUCUGGCUGUUUCCUGGAUGCCAAUGCUAGAGAAAAUCUGUGAAGAAUUUAACAGUGAAACCUGUCAUCCUUUCUUCAGACUUUGGCUCACCAGUUAUCCAUCUCCUAAGUUUCCAGCUACCAUUCUGCAGAAUGGAGUAAAGAUGACAAAUGAACCUCCUACUGGCCUCCGGUUAAACCUACUACAAUCGUAUCUUUCUGAUCCCAUUUCUGAUCCCAGUUUCUUCUCUGGCUGCCCUGAAAAGGAGUUGAUAUGGGAAAAAUUGCUGUUUGGGGUUUGCUUUUUUCAUGCUCUGGUUCAGGAAAGAAGGAAAUUUGGGCCUCUUGGUUGGAAUAUCCCCUAUGGAUUUAAUGAAUCAGAUUUGCGAAUCAGUAUCAGACAGCUGCAGUUAUUCAUAAAUGAGUAUAACCAGGUGCCAUUUGAAGCUAUAUCUUAUCUAACGGGUGAAUGUAACUAUGGAGGUCGAGUGACAGAUGAUUGGGACAGACGUUUGCUACUGACUAUGCUGGAUGAUUUUUAUAAUCCAGAUAUAAUUGAAAAUCCACAUUACAGAUUUUCUCCCAGUGGGAACUACUACGCGCCACCAAAAGGAACCUAUGAGGACUAUCUUGAAUUUAUUAAGAAUCUUCCAUUUAGUCAACAGCCAGAGGUGUUUGGGUUGCAUGAAAAUGUGGAUAUUUCAAAGGAUCUCCAGCAAACAAAACUCCUCUUCGAGUCUCUGAUAUUAACACAAGGAGGAAGCACACAGGGAGGCUCUACUGGCAGCAGCGACAGUACUUUGUAUGAAAUAGCUGACGAUGUUCUCAGCAAGCUUCCAAAUGAUUUUGACAUUGAGGCUUCACUACUAAAGUAUCCUGUGAGAUAUGAAGAAAGUAUGAACACUGUGCUGGUGCAAGAAAUGGAGAGAUUUAACAAUUUAAUCCGGACUAUACGUAUUACUUUAAUAAACCUGAAAAAGGCUAUUAAAGGUUUGGUGGUUAUGGAUUCAGAGCUGGAGGCCCUGUGUGGCAGUCUGCUUAUUGGAAAAGUUCCAGAAAGCUGGGCUCAGCGUUCAUACCCAAGUCUUAAACCAUUGGGGAGUUAUAUCCUGGAUUUUCUAGCUAGGCUGAAAUUCUUACAGGAUUGGUAUGAAUUAGGGAAGCCCACUGUUUUUUGGCUGUCAGGAUUCUAUUUUACUCAAGCCUUUUUAACUGGAGCAAUGCAGAACUAUGCCAGGAAGUACACCAUCCCCAUUGACCUCCUGGGAUAUGAAUUUCAGGUUAUUCCUACAGAUACAUCUGAUACUGCACCAGAAGACGGUGUUUAUAUCCAUGGAUUAUUCUUAGAUGGAGCUCGCUGGGACAGGACCAAAGGAAUACUAGCUGAGCAGUAUCCCAAAUUGCUCUUUGACAUGAUGCCAAUCAUUUGGAUAAAACCAAAUAAAAAAUCAGACAUAAAGAAAUCUAAUGCCUACAUUUGUCCACUGUACAAGACAAGUGAGCGUAAAGGAACCUUAUCAACUACUGGACAUUCCACUAACUUUGUCAUUGCGCUGUUGCUAGACACUGAUCAACCAGUCCAGCACUGGAUCAAGCGAGGUGUUGCUCUGCUCUGCCAGCUGGAUGACUAACUUUGAGGAAAUCAGAUUCAAAUGUCACCAUAUAUGUCUUGCUCUUUCUCCGGGGUACAGGAAAUACAGCAUGCUGUGUCAAAGGGACAGCUUUAUAUUUUGGAGAUCCAGUAAACUUUUUCUUAAUCCUUAAUAUUUUUAAUUAAAUGAAUAUGUGAUGUUACUUACUACUAUCUUUGAAAUGAAUCUGGCGUAUUCAUUUGAUACAUUUUCAGCAUAGGAUCCCGUGCAAGUGUACAGGUGUUUUUGUUCCCUCUUUUAAUAUUGCAAAAUUAUCUUGAGGAAAAAGUGAAAACUGUUCAAUCUCCUCUAUGGGAAGCUUUAUAGUACUAGAGAACUUCAAAUGUCCAGAUGUACCAGCAUUCAAGCAUCCAGAUGCACAAGCAGACUCUCAGAAAUAUAGCUUUCUCCAUCUCUGCCAUUAUGCCAGGUUCCAGCAGAGGGACAAAGUGGAAUGUGAAUACACACCUGAUUCAAAUAGUAAAAAAAAAUACAGAAGCUAACUUUCUGUACCCAAUGCUAAAAAUUUCCUUUAUAUGAAUAUAUAAAAACUUGCAAAGCCCCAUAGCUUUUGAUACAUGGCAUUCAUCUUAGCCUAGGUUCAUCCUCACUCCAUGUACACAUGAGUAUUUAUAUUUAUCAUUUUUUUUAUGAAUUGCAUUAACAUGAAAAUUAUAGUUGGACAGGUUGUGAACAAUUUCUAUUGUAGUAUUUUUCUUUUAAAAACAUAAAACAUUCAUUUUGUUGUA
Messenger RNA from Alligator mississippiensis (American alligator), 15659 nucleotides. It is a transcript of the gene DNAH12, whose product is annotated as dynein axonemal heavy chain 12. Gene Ontology annotation, molecular function: minus-end-directed microtubule motor activity; dynein light intermediate chain binding; ATP hydrolysis activity. Gene Ontology annotation, biological process: microtubule-based movement. The transcript has 73 exons. The record is from RefSeq and is a predicted model, not a curated record. Gene Ontology annotation, cellular component: dynein complex. NCBI's taxonomy places the organism in Eukaryota, Metazoa, Chordata, Crocodylia, Alligatoridae. The coding region runs from base 3013 to 14910 and encodes 3965 amino acids.